Scylla paramamosain (green mud crab) is the source of this 4313-nucleotide messenger RNA. It is a transcript of the gene mino, whose product is annotated as glycerol-3-phosphate acyltransferase 1, mitochondrial-like. Gene Ontology annotation, molecular function: glycerol-3-phosphate O-acyltransferase activity. Lineage: Eukaryota; Metazoa; Arthropoda; Malacostraca; Decapoda; Portunidae. The coding region runs from base 217 to 2868 and encodes 883 amino acids. Gene Ontology annotation, biological process: triglyceride biosynthetic process; phospholipid biosynthetic process; glycerol-3-phosphate metabolic process. The transcript has 15 exons. The record is from RefSeq and is a predicted model, not a curated record. Gene Ontology annotation, cellular component: mitochondrial membrane.
CAACUCCUAGGCGGUUUGAGUCAGUGGGUGAGCGGCCGGGGCUGUGCGGCUCCCGACUCCCGAGUGGCCAAAUCCCGCUCAGUGUGCCGGGUGACGCCGUGGUGUAGAGGUGGUGCUAGUUGCGCGAGCUCUCAGUGACAGUGUUUAUGACUUAACAAAGCAUACCAAAUGAAAAUAAAACAUUGUGAAAGAACUUGAAUGAGUCACAAGUGAAAGAUGACUUCCACCCUCAUCAUGAGAAGAGAAGACUUGGGGAUAUCCUGGGCCCAGCUCGACCAUCCCCCCAAGGCCCACACUGCCCACACCACUGCACCAGCCAUGGGUCCCCUCACUUCGCAGUGGCCCAUGGAUGGCAAGAACUUGGUGGCCCAGAUCGCCUCCACCAUGCCCACACCCCCAGAGUCCCCUCCACCGAGUCACCAGGCUGGCCCGGCCCUCACCGACACCAUCACGAGCAACGAUCUCACUAGCAAGACCACGACCAGCCUAGGAUUGCGGAAUCUACUGCGGGUAUCCACCAAUAAUUCAGACAGAUACUUCCUCACCAGAAAGUGCUGUUAUGUCUUCCACUGCUUAAACCUGCGCACCAAAUUUCAUUAUCCAGACAUACCAAAUAAGCUCAUCAUCAAGGAUGAGUGUGUGGCAGCAGCGCUGGAGCAAGUGGUGGCAGACGAGAUGGAGCAGAAGGGAUUGGAGGCAAGUGACAAGAAGGCCUAUGUCACCCUGCUGGCCAAGUACACCGCAAGGGCUAACAAGCUGCUGCAUGAGAUGAAGGCAGCACUCUCCAGCACCCUCAUCAGAUUAACUGGCUACGUAUUGUUCAAGGUGUUCAGCAACCUGUUCUCCUCCGUGACGGUGCAUGGCGGCCAGAAGGAGGUGAUAGAAAGAGCAGCACAGAAGGACAUGCCUAUCAUAUACUUACCUCUCCAUCGCUCCCACGUGGACUAUUUGUUUGUCACCUGGAUCCUCUUCAACCAGCAGAUACCGGCCCCCAUCGUGGCCGCUGGGGACAACCUGCGCAUGCCUGUCUUUGGGUGGCUCCUGAGAGGCCUUGGAGGCUUCUUCAUCAAAAGACGGCUGGACGCUGCAAAGUCUCGCAAGGACAUCCUGUACCGCUCAGUGCUGCAGACCUACAUGACUCACUCUCUGCAGGCUGGAUACAACCUGGAGUUCUUCAUUGAAGGAGGACGAACUCGCACUGGCAAACCUUGCAUGCCUAAAGGCGGACUUCUCAGUGUGAUUGUUGAUGCAUACAGCAACGGCACUCUUGAGGAUGCUCUCAUCAUUCCUAUAGCAAUCAACUAUGACAGGCUUCUUGAUGGCAAUUUUAUCAGGGAACAAAUGGGACAAAGCAAGGUACCAGAAUCAUUUUGGGGAGCCGUGCGAGCAAUAAUCAAGGUGCUGUCUACCAAUUAUGGUCAUGCCAGAAUUGACUUUGGGCAUCCCUUCAGUCUCAGAGAAUUUAUCCAGACCAGCAAGAGAAGAGAUGUCUCUCAUCUUGCCAUCAGCCAACCACAGACUGAACCUCUGCCUGGGUGCACACCUCCCCUCUCUCCUUCACCUCCUGAUGAAAGCCCAAGACUGUCUAUCAGUGGUUCAAGUCCACCACUUUCCCUCCCGCUAGUCAAUGAUAAGGGUCACCAGCGCUCCUUGUCGUCUCCUGCAAACAGUAAUCAUCUGGUACUAAAAAAAACCUCCUCUAAUCCAUCCAGUGCCAUGAGCAUGGCAAACAAAGCCACCACACCUCACCUCACGGGAGCUCGCAGCAGCUCCUCCCUCUUUGGCACAGAAGUGACAGAGGAAUACAGAUUACUAGUCAAGUCUUUGGCUGUUCACAUUGUGUUUGAUGCUGAGCGAUGCCAAGCCAUCAUGUCCACCAAUGCUGUGGCCUGGCUGCUGUCCUUUGUGUACCGCAGUGGGACAAGACUGUCCACACUCACCACAGCGCUGGACGCCCUCCGGGACUCCCUCAAAGCUCGAAAGAGGGACACAGGGUUUUCUGGCGAUUCCAGAGAAGUUGCUAGACAUGCGGUACAACUACUUGGACCUGGAUUAGUGAGGACAGAAGACUUCUCAGGAAGCAAUAGUUCAGCCUGUGAUAAACCAGACUACUUCAUAGAACCCGUCACACUCCUGCCAAACAUCAUUGAGUUCAACUACUACGCCAGUGCCCUUGGACCGCUCUUUGCUGCUGAUGCUAUAGUGGUUACAACCUUACUUUCAAUGACUGACUGUGAUCUGUGGACCUACAAAGACUGCUCUCCUGAUUGUUUAGUUGACAAGAAAAAGCUGCUGCAGCGUGCAGGUCGUCUGGCCUCAGUACUUCAGCACGAGUACCUGCUGGCUCCUCCCUGUGCCAAGCAAGAGGACAGACUCUCACAGGCACUGGACAACCUAGUGGACAUGGGACUGCUGCAAGCUGCCGUCUUCCCCCAGAAAGGGGUGAGGAGAUGGUCAGACGACUCUGAUGAGGAUGAUAUAAGUUACUGCCACCACUUCAAGGUGACCCCAACCUCCUCCUCUCUGGAAGUCAUUGGUGCUUGGAGGAACAUGUUGGUUCCCAUGCUGGACGCUUACUAUUACACAGCUCACUGUCUCCAGAAGCUGAUCGCCACUCAGAUGCCAGACAAGGAAUUCAUCCAGAGUUCCCAGAGCUACAUUGGAUCCCUGUUAGAAAAGGGUAUUCUGAAAUAUGGUGAAAGCAUUUGUAUAGACCCCAUUCGGAAUGCUGUCAAAUUCUUUGAAUCAGAGGGAGUUGUGGAAAGCUACACACAUGACAGCAUUCGCCUGUUGUAUCUUUCCAAAGAGUUUGAGUCAGAAGAUAAGCUCUUGCCCUUCAUCAAUGAAAUUGACAGCUUCAGGUCAUGAAUUUUGAUUGACCUUGCUCAGAAUGACUUCAUGGGCAACAACUCAAGUUACCUUGGCAGCGAAUGUCGCACAGUAAAGGACUAGUGAAGUAACUCGUGGGUCAUAAGGGAACGCAAGGAAGGAGCAAUGUGAACACCUGAAUGCCACUUCACUCUCUUGUUUACCUGCUUUGCCCCAGUGAGCGCUUCCACCUGGACUUAUGAGUGCUACAGCCUGGUGUCAGUGGUACAGUAACGCUAUAGGGGCAGUGUGGCGCUGUGUAUGAGAUUCUGUAUGCACUGUGAACUUAAGAUUUUUCUAUAGCUAGUAGUGUAGUUGUGCAGCAAGCAUAAUGGUGUGCUGCUAGCUAUGAGACUAUUCAACCUGUACAUACACACAGGGGGACGUCAGUAGAGUGAUUCAUCUUCAGGUGUUUUGUUUGUCUGGUGGGGUAAUCAUUAUAACAUUGCUCAAAAUUUUCCUUGUAUGUAAACUGAAAUCACUUGAGAAUUCCCUUCACCACCUGCCUGCUGUUUACAUCAAGUCUCUGAGAGGUCUAGCAGUGAAUAUCUUUGAAGUACACAGUAGAUGUUGAAAAUUCCUUUGUAUACUGAGGAAAUAAUUAAGUUUGCAUUUUAUUGUUUUCAUUUUUUUUUUUUUUUUUUUUUUUUUUUUUUUCUCUCUUUAAAGUGUUGUUUUAUUCAGAUUUUAUUAUUAUUGUUAUUAUUAUUAUUAUUAUUAUUAUUAUUAUUAUUAUUAUUAUUAUUAUUAUUAUUAUUAUUAUUAUUAUUAUUAUUAUUGUUUUUAUUAUGUUUUGAAUGCAUAUUUUCUAAAGCAGAACAAUAAUCUAGUCAGUUAUUGUUUCCUGUCAAUGAAUACAGCUUGUUUUGUAUUGUGUUGUGCAAUGGGUAUUGGUCCAACAGUGGUGUUGAUGUCAGCUGUCACAUCCUGGUUGGGAGCCCCAGCCCAGCACUAAGCACUCAGGUGGUUGCUGUCCAUAUCACUUACUGUACUGUGUAUGUAUAUUAGUUUGUCUUUUGAUAAUCAAUGUACAAAUAUUCAGUAAAACAGCCUUUCAUUAUUAUUAUCAUUAUUAUUAUUAUUAUUAUUAUUAUAUUAUUAUUAUUAUUAUUAUUAUUAUUAUUAUUAUUAUUAUUAUUAUUAUUAUUAUAUUAUUAUUAUUGUCAUUAUUAUUAGGUUAUUUAUUGAACUGUAAAAAAGAAAGUUUAUGUAUAUUUGAGUUCAUCUAAUAUGUAUAGGUGAGAGUUACAGUGCAAUCAUGUUGAAAGAGACAUGUCUGUACAUAGUGUUUGAUAUGUAUUUGUUCACUUAAUACUACCUAAAUAAUAGGAAAAAUUUCAUUGCAUUGCAGUAUAGAAUUAAUAUUUUUAGUUACCACCAAUUAUUACCGAAAAUGUAAUAUUUAUGUAGUUAGCAUUUAUAAUAAAUUAGAACUAAAGAUGGUA